Molecule: messenger RNA, 1033 nt
Organism: Rosa rugosa (rugosa rose)
Lineage: Eukaryota; Viridiplantae; Streptophyta; Magnoliopsida; Rosales; Rosaceae
Product: auxin-responsive protein IAA33
Exons: 2
Coding region: 274-780 (168 amino acids)
Biological process (GO): regulation of DNA-templated transcription
Cellular component (GO): nucleus
Molecular function (GO): protein binding
Source: RefSeq, a predicted model, not a curated record
GCGGUUUCAGACACCUAACUGAACAGCUGAACUGACCACUUCAGACAUUUGUGCUCUCUCUCUCUCUCUCGCUCUCUCCCUCUCUCUCUCCACCCUAUUUAUAUACUUUACCAAGACGCAACAGCUCCAUCAAGUUUUACACCACUCUAGAACUCUCCCUCUUCUCUUCUUCUCACACUCACCAAAUACCAAACCUUCCUUUAUCAGUUUCCUCCCAGUUCCCUAGUAUCUAUAGACAGAGAGAAAAACAUCAAACUGUGAAGAGAAGAAACCAUGAACUCUUUCCAAUCACAGAGACUAGAGUCACAAGACUCGUUGAAAAGGAGGUGGCAGGAGAUCAGGAGAUCAAGUGCAACCACUCAACCUUCUUCUGAUAUGAUCAGAAAACCUAAUGGUGCUCUCAACGGCUUCCCAGGCCUUCUUGGUGAUGAUGAUCUUGUUUCCACGUUGGUCCCUCCGGUGACUGUGGUGCUCGAAGGCCGCUCGAUCUGCCAGCGCAUCAGUCUCCAAAAGCAUACGAGCUACCAAAGUCUAGCCAAAGCCCUCCGGCAAAUGUUUGUGGAUGGCGGCGAUGUUGGAGCUACUGCGGCCGAUAUUGACAGUAAGGAUCUCGAUCUUUCUAAUGCCGUUCCGGGUCAUGUUAUUGCUUAUGAAGACAUGGAAAACGAUCUCCUUCUUGCUGGAGACCUGAAUUGGAAAGAUUUCGUACGCGUUGCCAAGAGAAUUCGAAUACUUCCUGCCAAGGCAAACUCAAGGAGGGGAGGGAGAAGGAGCGCAUAGGUAGCUAAGCAUAUGCUGGAAAUUUGGCAUUUUGCAGAAAGUAUUGGCAAGAAAGUCAAGGAAGUUAUAUAAUACAAGUCAUAAAUGAGAAACUUGUGUACGGCGUCUCAUGGAAACAUGGAUUAAUGUCAAAUAUAUAGCAUUCAUCUUUCUUGGAAUCAUGCACAUCAUGUACUACUCCUUUUUCCCAAUGAUCAUGUAAAUUAGAAUGACUUGAAUCCCCUUGUAUGAAUAAAGGACUCUCUUUCCGGAA